Molecule: messenger RNA, 960 nt
Organism: Naegleria lovaniensis
Lineage: Eukaryota; Heterolobosea; Eutetramitea; Acrasida; Naegleriidae
Exons: 3
Coding region: 1-960 (319 amino acids)
Molecular function (GO): NAD+ binding
Source: RefSeq, a predicted model, not a curated record
AUGAUUUCCAAGUCAUCUUGUAGUAGUUCACUCUCGGAUGCUGCGAUCGACAAGGCAGCCAAGGCAAUUCUUUCUGCUUCUCAUCUGUAUUUCACAGCUGGUGCUGGAAUGGGAGUCGAUUCGGGUUUACCUGAUUUUAGAGGAAAGAAUGGAUUUUGGAAAGCCUAUCCUCCAAUGCAAAAAUUAGGACUUGAAUUUCAUCAAAUGAGUAAUCCGACUUGGUUUGAUAAGGAUCCUACACUAGCUCAUGGAUUUUUCGGUCAUAGAUAUGAUUUGUAUACUACCAAGAAGCCACACGAAGGAUAUUACAUUCUCAAAGAAUUUUCUCAAUUACCGCACAUUCAAGAUUACUAUGUGUUCACAUCCAAUGUCGAUGGUCACUUUCCACAAGUGUUUCCUUCCAACAAGAUUGUAGAAUGUCACGGAUCAAUUUUACACAUGCAAUGUACGAAACCAUGUGAUGAAAAAAUUUACACCGUUGAGGAACAUAACAAAACUUGUCCUCCUGAACAACAAUACCCUCUUCAUGUGGAUCCUGAAACAUUUAAGGUCGAUACAAAAUGUUUGCCACGAUGUCAAGACUGUGGAGCUCUUGCAAGACCCAAUAUUUUAAUGUUCGGAGAUUCGCAUUGGAUUUCUUCUCGAUGUGACGAACAAGAGGAAGGAUUAACAAAAUUUGUGAAAGCCAUGUACAAGUUUGGAUCUCAUCUUGUAGUGAUUGAAAUUGGAGCUGGAAAAGGCGUACCUACUGUUCGUAUGGAAUCUGAAUCAAAAGUGUCAAGAUUUCAUGCAUCUUCGAAAAAUGCAAAAGGAACAUUGAUUAGGAUUAAUCCUACAGAUUCUGAUUUCCCAUCUCACUUCUCAGAAGAAUGUGGAAUUUCUAUUGCAUUGGGAGGAUUAGAAGCACUUCAAAAGAUUAAAGCAAGAAUGGCAGAAAUUCAGAAUUCCUCUUCACAAUGA